GCUUCGGUUUCAGACGAGUUUGCCCCUCUCCUUGAAAAGGCCAUGGCUCAGCAUCAGCUGAUUAGCAAGUCCAUGUUGUACGAGAUCUUACAGGAUAAUUAUGCGUCAGUUUCGGGCGAGAUCCAAAAGCUCAGCAAGGCAUUCGAAGCCAAAUAUAAGCACAUUGAUGCAGAAAUUGAAGGCAAAACUUCGGCCGUCGCCCUCCGAGUUGCAAACGGAAUUGUCAAGAAAAACCUCCCGUCAGCACAGCUAGAAGCUGUCGCUCAAGCCAAUCUGAUCCGGAAUUCAGACAAUGCACUCAAGAAUGUCAACUUCUUUUCACCCGGACUCGGCGCAACCGUUGA
Molecule: messenger RNA, 344 nt
Organism: Xylona heveae TC161
Lineage: Eukaryota; Fungi; Ascomycota; Xylonomycetes; Xylonales; Xylonaceae
Exons: 1
Source: RefSeq, a predicted model, not a curated record